AUGCAUCGUUUUUUCCUUCUCCUGUUUUUCACGUCUAAUGUAUUUUAUUCGGAAGCCAUUCGAUGUCGUAGCUGCUACAGCUACAAUGGUCAAGCUUGUGUGAAUGCACCUGACUGUGAAUCGGAUGUUUGUUUAUACGAACAACUGAACGCUGCCAAUGGGAUAACACAUGUUCUCCGAACCUGCUAUACAAAAGGGAAAGCUUACAUGUUUGAUGAUGGUGUUACUAUGAGCAAUUUGAACCAAUGUGUAACACGAACCACACGACAGGGCCAAUACUAUGUAUCUUUGUGCACUUCUCAAGAUAUGUGCAACAAUGAUUGUCGAACAGAACAACAACCGAUACAACCAACUCUUCCCCCAGUUAAUCCACCCGUCCCUCUUGGUUCUGUUACGUGUUAUGAUUGUGUCUCAACAGAUGGUACAGACUGUCAAACAAGCACAUGUCAAGGGGCAUACUGCCUAUAUGAACGUCGUCUCACUAAUAAUCAGAUGUACCUUCGAAAAUUGUGUUUAGUUGAACCUGUAAUCCAGCUGGACGAUGAAACUACUGUAACUAACGUAGAUAUUUGCGAAGUUAGAAAUACAGUAUCUAGUCGUUAUUUUGUCAAAAUUUGUAAUGAUCUGAAUCUCUGCAACAACUACUGUAAUCCAGGCCAAUCACCUCCUCUCCCACAAAGACAGCCACUGGUUCGUUGCUAUGACUGUGAAGCAUCCAACGCAGACUGUUUUACAGGAUCCUGCGAAGGAAACUUCUGCAUUUUCGAGAGACAAAUUCGUAGUGGAACUUCCAAAACAUAUUUCCGUAAAUCAUGUUCAAGUCUGCCAUAUGCUCAAUACCCAGAUGGAUCCUAUACGGGAGUACCAAAUGUAUGCAGCACAAAAGUGAUCAAUGAUGUAGAAUACAAUGUGAAAGUCUGUAAUACUGGAAACAUGUGCAACUCGCAAUGCUCCCUUGACUCAUCAGCAGUCACUUGCACUCAGUGCUCUGCUAUAAAUUCUGAUGAUUGUAGUGGAGGAACCUGUCAAGGACGUUUUUGUAUAUUUGUGCGAUCGAAAUCACAGCUUGAUCCGACCAAAACCACUGUUAAGAAGUCAUGUGCCACGACUUCAAUUCUUAGUUUUCCGGACAACACCCCAUAUACAGAUGUGAAUCACUGUCAAUACAAAACGCUAGGAUCAGUUCAAACUGUGCUAAAGGCAUGCAAUACAACCUUCUGCAAUACAGCGUGCUCAGAUGUGCCCCUACCAACUCCUUCACCACAAAACUCUGCCGUAAAUUUUCUAAUCCUCCCUUCGAUGUUUACUGUUUUAGUUUCAAUGUAUUAUGGAAGCUGA
This is a messenger RNA of Caenorhabditis briggsae, 1338 nucleotides long. NCBI's taxonomy places the organism in Eukaryota, Metazoa, Nematoda, Chromadorea, Rhabditida, Rhabditidae. Bases 1 to 1338 code for a protein of 445 amino acids. The record is from RefSeq and is a predicted model, not a curated record. The transcript has 8 exons.